AUGUGGGCAGCCUGCUAUGUGGCUGCUUUGGCCAUGGCGGCGGCGCGUGGGGUCUGCCAAGACACAGUCAAAACAAACACGGUCCUCAGGGUCACCAAGGACGUGCUGAGCAACGCCAUUUCGGGCGCCCUACAGCAGAGCGACGCCCUGCGCUCGGCCCUGCGCGAGGUGCCCGUGGGUGUGGGCGGCGUCCCCUACAAUGACUUCCACGUCCGGGAGCCGCCCCCCACAUACGCCCACGGCAAGCAGCUGGGCGGGAACUACAAGUACGGCCGCGUGGAGGCCAGCGACAACGCCGCGCAGCUGGGCGGCAAGUACCGCUACGGCGAGAUCCUGGAGCCCGACGGCAGCGUCCGCGACCUGCGACGCGGCGACUACCGCGCGGCCCCGGGCGAGCACAGCGGGCCCCCGGGCGCCGGGCGCUACCGGUCGGCCGAGGCUCCGGCCCCCGGGCACCGGCUUCACCGGCGGGACCUGCGGCGAGACCUGCAGCCCGGAGAGAUCCCAGCUGGGGUGGCCACGGGCGCGCUGGGCCCCGGCGGCCUGCUGGGCACCGGGGGCAUGCUGGCGACAGACGGCAUCCUGUCGGGCCAGGGUGGCCUGCUGGGCGGAGGCGGUCUCCUGGGCGAUGGAGGACUUCUCGGAGGAGGAGGCGUUCUGGGCGUGCUCGGAGAGGGUGGCAUCAUCAGCACGGUGCAAGGCAUCACAGGGCUGCGCAUCGUGGAGUUGACCCUCCCGCGGGUGUCCGUGCGGCUGCUGCCCGGCGUUGGCGUCUACCUGAGCCUGUACACCCGCGUGGCCAUCAACGGGAAGAGUCUCAUCGGCUUCCUGGACAUCGCCGUGGAGGUGAACAUCACCGCCAAGGUCCGGCUGACCAUGGACCGCACGGGGUACCCGCGGCUCGUCAUCGAGCGCUGUGACACCCUCCUGGGAGGCAUCAAAGUGAAGCUCCUGCGAGGGCUUCUCCCGAACCUCGUGGACAACUUGGUGAACCGAGUCCUGGCCAACGUCCUCCCCGACCUGCUCUGCCCCGUCGUGGAUGUGGUGCUGGGUCUCGUGAACGACCAGCUGGGUCUCGUGGACUCCCUUGUGCCUCUGGGCAUCCUGGGAAGUGUGCAGUACACCUUCUCCAGCCUCCCGCUCGUGACGGGCGAGUUCCUGGAGCUGGACCUCAACACCCUGGUCGGGGAGGCCGGAGGAGAGCUCAUCGACUACCCGCUGGGGCGGCCGGCCACGUCGCCCAGGCCCAGGAUGCCGGAGCUGCCCCCGAUGGGCGAGAACACCAACUCCCAGCUGGCCAUUUCCGCCAACUUCCUGGGCUCGGUGCUGACACUGCUGCAAAAAGAGCGGGCGCUGGACAUUGACAUCACCAACGGCAUGUUUGAAGAGCUUCCUCCACUCACCACGGCCACGCUCGGGGCCCUGAUUCCCAAGGUGUUCCAGCAGUACCCCGAGCCCCGCCCACUCACCAUCAAGAUCCAGGUGCCCAACCCGCCGUCGGUGACGCUGCAGAAGGACAAGGCGCUGGUGCAGGUGUUUGCCACUUCCGAGGUCGUGGUCUCCCAGCCCAACGACGUGGAGACCACCAUCUGCCUCAUCGACGUGAACACCGACCUCCUGGCCUCGUUUUCCGUGGAAGGCGAUAAGCUCAUGAUCGACGCCAAGCUGGACAAGACAGACCUCAACUUGAGAACCUCGAACGUGGGCAACUUUGACGUGGGCCUCUUGGAGGUGCUGGUGGGGAAGAUCUUCGACCUGGCCUUCCUGCCCGCCAUGAACGCGGUGCUGGGUUCCGGCGUCCCUCUCCCCAAAAUCCUCAACAUCGACUUCAGCAACGCCGACAUCGACGUCUUGGAGGACAUUCUGGUGCUGAGUGCUUGA
This is a messenger RNA of Lepus europaeus (European hare), 1881 nucleotides long. RefSeq names its product BPI fold containing family B member 4 (gene BPIFB4). The transcript has 16 exons. Gene Ontology annotation, molecular function: lipid binding. The record is from RefSeq and is a predicted model, not a curated record. NCBI's taxonomy places the organism in Eukaryota, Metazoa, Chordata, Mammalia, Lagomorpha, Leporidae. The coding region runs from base 1 to 1881 and encodes 626 amino acids.